Messenger RNA from Aureobasidium pullulans EXF-150, 207 nucleotides. RefSeq names its product translation machinery associated TMA7. The coding region runs from base 1 to 207 and encodes 68 amino acids. The transcript is spliced from 4 exons. NCBI's taxonomy places the organism in Eukaryota, Fungi, Ascomycota, Dothideomycetes, Dothideales, Saccotheciaceae. The record is from RefSeq and is a predicted model, not a curated record.
AUGCCCUCAGGUCAAGGCAACGGCACUAAGCCCAUCCACAACAAGAAGCCCAAGAAGGCUGUCAAGGACGAGGACGAGGAUGAUGUCGCAUUCAAAGCCAAGCAGGCUGCCGACAAGAAGGCCCGCGAGGAGAUGGCCAAGAAGGCUGGCGGCAAAGGCCCUCUGAACACUGGCGGCCAGGGCAUCAAGAAGAGUGGAAAGAAAUGA